Messenger RNA from Symbiodinium natans, 192 nucleotides. NCBI's taxonomy places the organism in Eukaryota, Dinophyceae, Suessiales, Symbiodiniaceae. The record is from the annotation of a GenBank genome assembly.
AUGAGCUUGGCACAGGCAAUCUGCCGUAUGCUCACGCAGAGCAGCCUCAAGCGCCUGGACGUCUCGGGCAAUGGAAUCGGAGAUGAGGGAAGUGACGCGGCCAUUGCCAAGUGCGUUGAGAGCAAGUCCGACUUUGAGAACCUCGGCCUAGAGUUCAACGACAUCACCGACCAUGGUGUCGAGGCGAAGUGA